AUGCUCCUAGCAUCCAGAGUCGCUAUCCCACAACGACAAUUCACAGCAGGGGCACGAUUUCUGGAAGGUUAUGUUCAAACACCCAGCUCAGAGGCGGAACGUGCACGGUCGCUCGCUCUACUCAUGCUUCCCAAACGAGCUACAAAAUCGGAAAUCGAAGCGUUCCUUCAAAAGGCGGGGGUUGACAUCAAGAGGAUGCAACUAAGGCUUGACCGUUUCACCUUUCACAACGACACAAUAUGUUUCGUGGAGCUGGCAAACGAGAAACAGGCCCAGGACGCUGCAAACCGUUUGAAUGGAAAGAUCCUCCUAGAGAAAUCAGUCACUGUCUCGACGCCUCUCAAGGAUGGCUUUGUUUGGAAACAAGGCUGGCAGCCAGACUCUGAGACGAGUGGGAGUCGAUACUUCCUACAUGAAGAUGAUGCAGCUCCGCAUGAGGCCAUCAAGCCUCUUCUUGAAGGCCGCCGCGUAAUGUUCUCCGUGAUGACUCCGGGUUGGGGCGACGGGAUAACCAGCACCCGCCAAAAAGCGUCACGGGAGAUCCUCCAUAAACAUCUCGACAAGUACGGAAUCGAAGCUAUCAGCGGCCUGUCUCCUUUCCUCGGCGACAAAAGGCCAAGUCCCCGUCUGCUAUGCUUCAUCGACUUCGAGACCAAGGAAGGUGCCACUUCUGCCAUGGAGGCUCUCCACGAGACCGAAAUCGAAGGUCGGAAAGUGUGGAUUAAACCGUCAGAGAUAGCACCCUGGAGAGCGCAUCACUUUGGAAAGGUGAACCAAUCUGUGCUUGCUACCCUUCAGGAGAAGGGACUUGCGCCCCAGGAGCUUAAUGAAGACCUGUUUAUCAAGCAAAAGUCUCAAGGCAAGACAAAUGACACUAAAACUCGCAAGCCCAAGCGGAAGCCCAAAGUGCAAGUUGAGAAGGUUGAAUAG
Dothidotthia symphoricarpi CBS 119687 is the source of this 930-nucleotide messenger RNA. RefSeq lists its product as uncharacterized. NCBI's taxonomy places the organism in Eukaryota, Fungi, Ascomycota, Dothideomycetes, Pleosporales, Dothidotthiaceae. The coding region runs from base 1 to 930 and encodes 309 amino acids. The record is from RefSeq and is a predicted model, not a curated record. The transcript has 2 exons. Gene Ontology annotation, molecular function: RNA binding.